AUGGGGUUUUCUCCAAAACCAUCAUCCAGGAAAGAUUUCCGAUCCAUUACUUUGCCAUGCAGAUCACAUCCAUGCACCUACAGAAUCGACAAAGUGCUGAAUAAAGUUAAAACAUGGGAAUCCACAUCAUCAUUAUCGAAUCCAUCUGCAGAAAUCAUUUGCAGCGGCGUGUUUCAACUGACAGAGUUGUAUGAAUGUUUGGAUGACCUUGUCCAAACAUGUCCUUCCAAAACUUCGUUAGAUUCCAGCAAUCAGAACAUGAGAUGGACGGAUGAGUUACUUGAUGUAUCUGUUAUUUUCAUGGAUAUUUUCAGCAAUAUAUCUGAUCUCAUGUUGCAGACAAAACAACAUGUGAGGGAUCUGGGGGUGUGA
Molecule: messenger RNA, 372 nt
Organism: Lactuca virosa
Lineage: Eukaryota; Viridiplantae; Streptophyta; Magnoliopsida; Asterales; Asteraceae
Source: the annotation of a GenBank genome assembly